GAGGGCAGUCAAUACAGAUUCACGUGCGUCUGAUUUUCUCGAGGAGUGAAGUCAUGGCUGCUGUGGCGCUCGUACAGGGAGCAAGCAGAGGUUUGGGUUUAGACUUCUGCAAAUAUCUACUUUUAAACAAAUCUACAGCAUCCGUUAUCGCAACAUGCAGAAAUCCGGACACUGCACAAUAUCUGGCAGCGCUGAGCGCGCAGCACGCGGGCAGGAUGACUGUACUGAAACUGGAUGUCAACAAGGAAGAUGACAUCAAGAGAGCAGCUGAAAAUGUCAAAUCAGCCUUUGGGAAAGUGGAUUUGAUCAUUAAUUCUUCAGCUAUGCUUCAUCCAUCCGGUAAAGGAGAAACAAGUUUACGGGACGUGUCCGCUCAGGGAACCAUUUCCACUUUGGCCACUAAUACGGUGGGUCCUCUAGUGAUGGCCAAAUAUUUUGCCCCUUUGCUUCAGAAGGGAACAGGGGCGUUUGGCCAGCAGCCCCCAGAAAAAGAGAAACAACACAGUGGCAUCAUUGUGAACAUGACUGCUAGAGUGGGAUCGAUAGGAGACAAUGUUCUUGGAGGAUGGUACAGCUAUAGGAUGUCUAAAGCUGCCUUAAACAUGGCCACCAGAAACCUGUCCAUUGAGCUGGGUCGAGGGCGAUCUAAAAUUGUGUGUGUAUCCCUGCAUCCUGGAACCGUGAAUACGGAUUUGUCUCGGCCCUACCAUCGAAACAUAGCUAAGGACAAGCUGUUCAGCGCAGAAUACUCUGUCCAAUGCCUUAUGAACAUAAUAGACAAUCUAAACAUUGAAAAAACAGGGAAAGCCUAUGCAUGGGACAACAAUGAAAUACCUUGGUAAACAGUCACGUCAAAAACAACAGCGUUGGGUCUACCUCAUUUUAAAAUAAGGUGAAUAACAAAAUAAUGCUGAAACAAAUAAUCAGGUAAUGUAAAUCUUGCACAGAAAAUAAAUAUUUGCAUAUUAAUAAAACACUGGGGUUUAAAUUUGACUAUUGUUUUUUAGAGACACACAUGCAUUCCAAGAUUUAUGGAUGUUUUAGCAGAUAAGACAAGCUUAUCCCAAAUUAAUUUCACAAUAACAAAAAAUCAUAAAAAUACACUUGUAUUUUCCAUUUUAUUGUUUUAAAGUCUAUAGGUUUAGAUCAAAUGUUUAAUAAAUUACAUUUUCAUUUCUGAAUUCUUUUGUUUGGAUCCAAGAAAAUAUUGAUGUUUGUGUUGCCUUACAGAAUUAUUCAGUUGUCCUCAUUACAUUUUGUCAAAGAUGUCCAGUUCUUUAGGAUGGUUCCAAGUAGUUGUUGAGGUCACUAGUGUCUUAUUAAUAGCAAUUUCCUAAAUGCUUUGACCCCUCUCAGUCCUGAAGCUAUUUUGGCAUGUAAAAAGUACCACACACUACUUUCCAGAAAAUGUUCACAGUGAGUGAAAUGACAUUUGAUGGUGCAAUUGUUCCGCUGUUCUAAAGCUUACUGAACUGACCAAAGUCAGUUAACUCUGUGGUGUGUGGAUACAUAAAAUGUACUUAUUUUAUCUCUGGUUAUUGUGGUAUUUACUGCUCUCUGCCACUCAGUCAACUGUCUUUUACUUUUCUCUCCAUUAGGUGGUGGGUGAGCCAAUUUAGCAAUCAAAAGGAAAAUAAAAUACAAAUUGCAACAUUUAUUAUUAUAAGUAGAUAAUGGUGUGAAAAGUAUUUUACUAUCAGUCAGAAACUGUUGAUUGAAAUGUAAAUUUGUCUUUCUGUGGGUACUAAAAUAAAAUACUGAAUUUA
Molecule: messenger RNA, 1766 nt
Organism: Pimephales promelas (fathead minnow)
Lineage: Eukaryota; Metazoa; Chordata; Actinopteri; Cypriniformes; Leuciscidae
Cellular component (GO): cytoplasm
Molecular function (GO): oxidoreductase activity
Source: RefSeq, a predicted model, not a curated record